UCUGUGGUACUUACAAUAACAACAAAUGCUCCUAAACAACUGAGCAACGCUAAAAGACAGUCGACAAGAAAUGUUUUGAGCAGGUGGUGUUGAAUUGGCAUCAAUUGUCAUGUUUCAAGUAAUAGUAAUGUGAAGUAGGGACAGAAGCAAAGAAAAACUAUAAAUAAAUAUAUAGUUUAGUGAUAAUUUGUUGUCAGUAGAAUACAUUUAAUUAGUUGAUAGUGUAAUGACGUAUAGUAGUAGGUUAGCUGUGGAAUGUAGGUUCAUUUACUGAUGCAACUGUAAAAUGACACGAUUUUCAGAGAAAUGCUUUUACUUGGUACCGAGUCUGAGAUGAACGGAAAUGUUGCGUUGGAGCUUAAUGCACCUCUUAAUAUGGCUUGCAAGCCAAUUAUAACAUAUGCAGGAGAUGCAGUUCUGUUUCGGACCUUGGAAACCUUGCUUGUCGAAGGUUUACCCAAGGAAACUGUGGAGUGGAAGCGGUCUUAUGGACGAGCUGUCAAAUCUGUCAGCACGAAAGCGACAUUCAUUCCUUUCAGUAAAGACAUUCUGCCUAAAGGAGGCAGUUGGCAGUUGACACAUCAGCCAAUAUUCCAUAUAUUCUGGACUGAAUGUGUGGACGUGGAGGUGUACAAGAGCAGCGUGCGGGACGAGAUAGAGACGUGGCUGCGCGCCCUCAGCCAGCACGGCGUCCCGGACUGGCUCGUCGUCAUCGUGGAGACGUACGACCUGCGCAAGGGCAACAAGCUGCUGCCGCGCACCACCGUGCUCGACAAGGUCCGCAGCGACUUCGCCUCCAAGCACGCGGACAGGUGCCUGUCGGUGAUCAACCCGGUGCGGUCGGAGUCCCGCUCCGCGGAGUCGUGGCGCGGCCUGCUGACGCGCGUGUGCGUGCUGACGCUCGCCGCGUACAACCGCACGCUGCUCAAGUUCGAGGAGUUCAUCCGCGACCAGCGCGAGCGGCGCAACGAGCCGGGCUGGAACUUCUGCCACUACUUCCUGCUGCAGGAGGAGCUGGCAUUCGUACUGGAGAUGCUGGGAGUGUACGACGAGGCCCUGGUGCAGUACGAUGAGCUGGACGCCCUCUUCACGCAGUUCGUCCUCAACUACAACGUCGGAGAGGUGCCGGGCUGGCUGGGCUCCUUCCAGAGCCCCCUGGACAGCUGGCCGGGCCUCGUGCUGGACCGCGCAGUCGACCAGACCCAGCGGCUGCUGCUGGGGGAGAGCCGCGCCUCGCUGCUGCAGUUCCGCGCCUACUUGUUCUCGCGCCAGUGCUCCCUGCUGCAGAUGCUGAACCGUCCUCACGAGAUGGCUCAGCGCUGCCUGCCGUUCCUGCACAACUGCGUGAAGGAGCUGGGCAUCCUGGAGAUAGCCGCCCCGCCGGGCGCGCUCGCCUGCUGGGUGUUCCUGUGCUGCCUCGAGGUGCUGCAGGGCUGCUCCGCCGCGCGCGAGGCCGAGCUGGAGGCGUGCGCGCGGCACACGGCGCCCCUCUGGGCCUACGCCCGCGAGAAGCUGGAGGAGCUGGGCCAGCUGUGCGGGCUGCUCCCGGGGCUCAGCCCCUCCAGCCAGCAGCUGCACACCGUGGUGCUGCUGUCGGCCGGCAUGGGCGACCCGCGCGGGGACGGCCCCCGCCCCUCGCCCACCGACGUCCUCAAGGAGGCCCUGUCCUCCGCCGCCGCCUUCAACAAGCACUACCUGGAGACGGCGGAGCUGGCGAUGGGCACGUACAAGCACGUGGGGCGGCUGCGGAGCGCGCGGGCGGUGGGCCGAGAGCUGGCCCGCUUCCACCUACUCCUGGGCCACGGCCACAAGGCGGCCGCCCUUCUGCAGGACUCCCUGCAGGCCUUCCAGGACGAGGGCUGGGCGCGGCUGGUGCCGCCCGCGCGGCUGGCACUGGCCCGCUGCUGCCGGGGGCCCGGCGACGCUCCCAGGUUGGUGAAGACGUGUGCGGCCAUUGCCAGCUCCCAGCUGCUGGACGACGCCACCCGCGUCUCCUACUUCGACCAGAUGCUGCAGGCGCUCGAUCAGAUGCCCCCUGAGGCGGGAGGCGUGGUGGCGGCACUGAGCGAUGCCUUCGCGCUGGCCGGCGUGGAGGUGUGCGAGGCACGCCCCAUCACGGAGGGCAGCGAGGUCGCGGUGCGAGUGUGCCUGGACAGCCGGCUCCCGCGCCCCCUGCCCUGCCCCCGGGUCGCCCUCUCCGUGGAGGAGCUGCCGGCGCCGGUGGCCGGGGGGUCCGGGGUGCCCUCGGCGCGGCCCCACGACCCCCGCAGGCCCUCCCCGGCCCCUGCCCCCGCCCCUGCCCCCGCCUGCGCCCACAGGCUCAGCACGGCGGACGCCAGGCCUGCCAACCCCGCGCAGCUGUGCCUGCACAUGGUGGAGCACCUGGACCACAAGGAGGACGGCAGCCUCAGCUGUGUCAGCAUCGUGUCCCGCAACCCCAAGCAGUUCCUCCGGCGCAGGGACAGCCAGGGGCGCAGCAGGAAGACAUCCGCCACGGCGCGCGGGGACUUCUCGUACUGCCUGUCUGCUCAGGAUGUCACGCUUGCGCCAGGCGCCAACUCCUUCCUCCUGACCUGCCAGGCGCGGGACAAGGGCUGGUACCGGCUGGGCCAGCUGUCGCUGCAGGCGGCGGCCGGCCGGCUGGAGUUCCUGUCCCCGGCGCUGAGCCCCCGGGUGGGGUUCGAGGUGCGCCGGGAGCCGGCCAGCGUCUCCCUCAACAAGGGGGAGGGCGACCUCCUGGCCGGCGUGGAGCAGCUCAUGGUGCUGUCCGUGUCUACCGGCACGCACGUGCUGCAGCAGGGCUCGGAGCUGCGGCUGCGCGCGUCGCGCGGCCUGGCGAUGCAGUUGCGCGGCCGGGGGGAGCCCCUGGCCCGGGAGGUGAGCGUGCCCCUGCCUGCGGCCGGCCCUUUCGGCAGCCUGUCCGUGGAGCUGGCGGUGCUGGCCGAGCUGCCGCCCAGGCGAGACUCCUCGCCCGUCGACCAUAAGGUGUGCAUCCAGUGCCCGUGGCAGGCGGAGGAGCGGGUGGCGCCCCUGCACUUCCAGCCGCCCUUCACGUCGUCGCUGCGGCUGCACACGGCGCGCGCCACCAAGUUCCUGCAGGUGCAGGUGUGCGGGCUGAGCGCGCGGCGGCUGGAGCUGGAGGGGGCGGGGCUGGCCGUGUCCUCGGAGCCGCACCUGCCCCUGCGCUGCCUCGCCCCGCCCUCCCACCACCCCCUGGUGGUGGGGGACGGCAUGAACGCCUCCUUCAUGUGGGAGAUAGACGUGGCGGGGACCCCGGACACCACGCCGAUCAAGACAGACUUCAGCGUGAGGUACCGCCCCGUGCCGGCCGGCGAGCACCCUUUCAUGGUCUACAGGUGCAACUUCGACGUCACCGACUACAAGACGCUGUUCGCGGUGAAGUGCCGGGUGGAGCCGACCAAGGGCUCCGACUUCCUGCGCUCGGGCACCAUGUGCAGCCUGCUGCUGGACGUGCAGAGGCUGUGCCCCGGGGGCCACAGCUCGCUCAUGUACGAGGUGCUGACGGACCAGAACGUGUGGGCCGUCUGCGGCCGCACCGCCGGCGUGAUAUCGCUGGAGACGGCGGACAGGCAGCACGUCGCGCUGGACGUGAUGCCCAUGACGGGCGGCUACCUGCCGCUGCCCGGCGUGCGUCUGUCCAAGUACAUCCCCGCCGAGCUGAAGACGCCGGGGAAAGACACGAGCGCGUCUCACCCGCGGCUGGAGCCGUUCAGCGCGGGCCAGGUCUACAACAGCAGCAAGGCCCAGCAAGUGCACGUGCUGCCCCCGGCCGAGGCAGCCCCCUCGUAGUGCCCCAGGGCUGCCAACCCGCCGGCCCCGCGCCGGCCAUCACACGCAAAUAUUUAUUUGUAAGGCUCGCAAACUUAAGUAAUUUCUUUUGUGUAUGCAAUGAGUUGAUAUUUUUUUGUUACGAGUUUUGAUGAGCGAUAAAAGAAAUGCCAUAGUUAAUGUAAUUUAUUUUACAUGUGAUACAUUAACGGUGAUAACUAGUGUCGGUAGGUUUUUUUUUUGUAUUUGCAUAAAGUGUACAUAAUGUGUAUGAACUGUAGAAAUUAUUCUUACUGGGGGAUAAAAAAAAAUUUGUGGUUAUUUGUGAUAUUUGUAUCAUAAGCUGUCAAAGUGCAACGAACAUUAUUUUUUUUAUAGGAUGUGUUUAGCAAUGUUAGGUUGAAUAAUUUAUUGUCUUCAUAAAUAUUUUAGUUAUUAUUUCCCAUUUUUCUUUGAUUUGAUUUUGUUAAACGAAAAGAGAGCUAUUAUAAGAGUGCAUAACUUAGAAAAAGGAUUAGAUUUUGGGAAUUUUUUAAAAUUACUUUUGAAUUUAAGUUUGGCUGUUAUGAAAUGGAAUAUUGUUUUAAACUGUGUAUUUUGAAUGAGUCCUAUGGCUAAUUCAUUCUGUUACCUUAAACAUAAUUGAUUUCGCUAUUUUCCAGCAAGUCAUGUUUCUGCAUUGGUUGAUUUGGUAAUAUUGCUUGCUAGCAAAUAGCUGAGUUGGUAGCAUUGAGGAGGUAGUGCCAGCAUUAACUCUCAUUAACUGCAAGUCUAUUCGUCCGGUUUUUGUGGCUCCAUUACAAAAUAAUUUACAUGAAAAAUUACAGUGUUAAGUAUGGUUGCAACAUUUUUUGAAAUAUAAAUACUUUUGGAUGAUACUAUAUACAUAUACACGCCGUGAUACAAUAGGUACUAUGAUAGUGAUUCAUAAUCAUUGUGAGAGAUGUACAGCAUGUAUUGUUGUGCCACUAUUUCCUUUUAGUUAAGCUUGAAAGGAAAAUACAAAAAAAAAACUAUCUCCUUAGUAUUUGAAGUGAAAAUAUUGAUUGUUUUUGCAAAGCUCAGCUGAACUCAUCAUCAGAAUAUUCUGCUUAUGCACCGCCUAUUUUCAACAACAGUUUUGACAGACUACUGCUGCUGUGUUUACAGGCAACGGAGAAGAGUUAUCUUUAUGAUUGGCUAUUCUUUAAGCAGUAAUUUAAACCGCACAAGCAUACUACUAUCCUCCACGAAUGUACUUUAACAGCAUCAUAUAAGUAGUUGCUGGGACCAGCACCUGGCAUCACGGUGUCAACGCAAUCAGGUAACUAGUAACUAAAAAGGAUCUGCGAGUUUUCGAAAAAUAUUCUAUAUUCAUGAAGGAUUUGAUAUUCAAUUUGGCAUUACAAAUAUAAUUAUUUUAUAUUAUUCAUUGCCAAAAGAUACACAAAGUAGGAUUCAUUCACAAAAAAUUAAAUAUAAAAAAAUUUAACAUGUAUAAACGCACUAUAAAGCUAAGAUGUUUAUUGAGAAAUUUUUAUUAUUUUUCUCCAGCAUUUUCAUACAUUGGUUUUAUACAUAAAAAAUAUUAUGUGAUUAUCAUUUUAAAUUAUUAGUAAUAUUUUAAAAUGAUUUUAUUCAGUUUGUUCAAAAAAAAUUAAACUUAAAAUUUUAUUGGUUUAAGAAAAUGCAUUGUCAGGUUUUUUUUUUUUUCUCAAUUUACACCUGUCUAUUAUUUUUCCAUAUAUAUUAUUAUCAUCUUUUUAAUUUUACUGAAUUUUUUAUAUAUAAUUUUCUUGGACUGCUGUGAAGUGAGAAAAAAAAAUUUCAUUUGAAAAAAGUUAAAUAUUGUUGAAUAAUUUAUAUUUGAUUCUAAAUAUGAUAGCCAUAAAAGAAUGAGGCUUCGCAGAAGCCUGGUAACUAAUAAUGAUGCUCUGAGACGGUCCCAGCAGGCGUUGGUGAUCCACGGGCAACGUGAGAUAGUUUCACGAUGCUCCAUAUCCAGGAAAUAUAUGUUCAGAGUACUUCUGUCACUGGCUAGAACAUUUGUUUGUUGAAAGAAAUCGAGUCCAAAAUCCUCGAGGUUUUUGCCAAAAGACCAUUUCAAACUUUCCUUAUAUAACUUUACAAAUGAUUGGUCUGGCUUUAACAUAGUAAUUCAGAACUAUUCUUGAUAAUCCUGUUGACUAUUUGAGUAUCGAUGACAAUUUAAUACAACCAUACUGGACUGGCUGUACAUAUGUCCAUGUAGUGUCCAUGAACUUUCGAAGAAUACUAAAUGUUCUUAAUGAAACAAACCUUUUAGGACCCUCUAACAAAAAGUUCUGCCUAAUCAGAUGUUAAUUAAACAAAAUAUUUUGACAAAAAAAAACAAAGAAUAUAUAAAAUUAUAAAUACAUAAAUGAAAGUUCAUUUAACUGGCAUAACCCAAUUUGUAAUGAAACGUUAUAAUUUUAUGAACAGUUUACAUUAACUACAGUCUCAUGUCAGUGGAAAAUUACUCCACAAGUGAAACAAAAUUGAUAAUUUUUACAGACAAUAUUUUAUUUAACAAAUAUGUUAACAUUGUUAACUAUUCAAAGAUUGCUUGCCCUAUGUUGUCAUUGAUUUUUACUGUGGCUCAGUACACACAUACUGAUUACCUAUAAUGAAACAUACUCCGAAUUUUGGUUCAUAAUACUCAAAUGUUGUACAGGUUGUGGUAGUGCGUCCGUGUGUGUGUGUGUGUGUGUGAGUGUGUUCGUAAUCAGCCCGCUGAACUUGUGCAACAAGGAAGAAAACCUGUUGGGAAUGGCAUGUCAUUGCCUUUUCUCUGUGCUGAACCUUACAGCUUCUGUUAUUACUGUUUGUCAUUCAUUCAUUUUGGCAGUCUUGCUUGCCUUCCUCAGUGCUGUCAACAUAUGAAGAAAUUGUGCCCUUUCAUGUAUUCUUGUACAUCCUGUACUGUGAGUGUAGAACUAAUUGCUUGGGAUGGGAUGUACUGUUUGAUUUUUUUUUUUAAAUUUGUAAUCAUAAAUCAUUACAGAAGACGUGAAUUUUGCCCUGAAUUUUGAACAUGACUGCAAAAAUCCAAAAACAUUAUUUUAAUAUUAGUUAAAUAUAUUGCCACUAACAAAAGUGUGCUAGAAAUUAAAUCAUAAAAUGUUAUCAAUCAUAGUUCUGAAUCUCUCAGUAAAUGUGGGUUUGUGCUGACAGUGAAUGUAUACCAUAUAUGAAAUUGUGGUUUACAAGUGUGAUUUACCUGUAUCUAUAUUCACUCACUGAACUGUUUUUAUUUCUUUUCCAGCAUUAUUGAAAUAUUUUUAGGUGUUCAUGAGUUACGAUUACAUUAAGAUUUAAAUAAUUUUUGCUAGGUUAUUUUUGUUCUCCAUUUGUGGCAGUCUGUGGCAACUUAAAUACAACAGUACAUUUUAUAGGUGAGAGUUUUCUCAUUCCUUGUAUGACUUAGUGUCGGUCUAUGACUUGUUGAAGAUACUGUUAGACAUGUUUUUUGCUACUUAGGUUUUACACUAAAAUAUUUAUGCUACUUUUUAUUAUUUGUCAUUCAUAGUAUAAAUUUAUCUUUUUUCCCCUUGAACCUUGACAGCAUUUAAUCUGUUCUCUCGAAAAGUGAUGAAAAUUAGUUUCCAUUGCAUUCAGCUCCCAUCCCAGCAAACGGCACAGUGAUGGUUUGGGUUAACGUGGUGAGGAUAAUGAAGAGUGCUGUGAUUCUGAAGUGUAAAUAUUUACUGCAAUACAAAAAAACAAGACAUCUGAGAUUUAUCUUAUCUUGUCAUAAAUAGAAGUUAGGUGUUUUGCAGCGAUGCUUAUCUUGACUUCUAACAACGACUGGUAAACGUUCUCAACAUGUGGAUUCGUUUAUUCUUUUGUAUUCUGGAGUUGUAGAGUCAGUGUUAUUUUAGUCUUCCAUUCUCUCUCUAUGUGUUACUGUUUGUACAGACAGCUGUUUGUACGCAUCACUGUUAGUGUGUCUGAUACGUCGAGCUUCCUUGUUCAAAAUGUACGUGAGUUGUGAUUUAAGGGUGUCCAGUAAACUGCUGGAAUCAAAGCGCUGAGGAAAUUCCACACUGGGGGUGAAAUGGCUAAUUUUUUUAUCAUUUGUGUUGGAUAUAGUAAUGAAAAUAUUGUUGGAUAUUUUGUAGUUCGACACCUUUGAAGUGGUGUUCAAACAUACUAAAUAUAGUCUCCUAUUCUUGGCUUCUUUUUUUAGAUAAAAAAAGAAUAUUAAAUAAAUAUGUACCAGUGUCUUUGUUUGCAAUCACAAAAGUGUCUUGUGCAAUAUUUUUUUAUGUAGAUUUUCAGGAAAUGUAUUUUGCCUGAGAAAAAUAUGGGAAGCAUUAAUUUUGGUUUACAGGACACCUUUACCCUGGCUCAUAUUGUUUUGUUCAAAUUAGGUGUGAAGUAUAAUUGUCAUUGUUCAGUCUUUGUUUGUGCUGGAGACUGCUUCCUGCCUUACCUUUGCGGAGGUGUGGCUGUGUAAACAGUGUUAGAAACCGGAGCAGUGUGUGUGAUGUGCACUACUGUAGUGGUGGAUGUACUAACACUACUUCUCAUCUGAAGAUGAUUUAGUUAAUAUACUCAUGGAUUCUCAACACCUUCACACAGAAAAAAAAAAAAGGUUUUCUGUUAAGAUUAGCUCAGUGUGAUUGUAAUAUUAAUGCUGUCAUAAUUUCUGCAAAAAAUAGAACAUAUUUAAUUUCAGACAUGUAAAAGUUGGUUCAAAACUACAUACUGGGAUUUAGUCAUUUUUAGCUUACUUUACUAAAAUAAUAUAGUUAAGGUGACUUGUAUUCAAGGGAGUUUUUUUGUUGAAUAUUAUCUUAUAUAUUGGUGGACAUGGGUUUUUUCCAUUCUGCAUUCAGUAUCAGUUAUUUAAAAUUUUGUGUUAAAUUUUUGAUUUUUAAUAGUAGAAUCUGUUAUAUCAAAGAAUAUAAUCAACUCACCUCUCGCAUAAUUCAUGUGCAUUGGGUGGUUCAGACAUUUAUGGAUUAUAAUCAGCAGUCCAUAUCACCCAAUGUUUUCAGCUCACAGUUCCACUUAAACUUCAAAAGGUUGUAUGGUGUACACCAUGUCAUACUAUGUAAUUCUAACAUUUUGAUUCUUGGCUCGGCUACAGAAAUCAGUUUCUUUAUGUCAAGUCAUUUAGGUAGUGUAACUCGCCUAUCAGAGAUCCUGUGCGGUGUAAGGUAGCUCGUAAAUCCUGGCGGUUGUCCCACCUGGCAUGUAUGGUCUUGCAUCUGGGCACUUGUUCUCGGGCGGUUUAGAGUGUCUUCUAUCUGUGUGUAGGAAGCAGGUCAUUCAGAAAUUAUAAAUAUACAUAUGAAGAUUAAAACCCUCUCAAGUCAGAAUUGUUAGAUUUUUCAGGUUAAAAAAAUGUAGCCAAAACUUACUCUUUGUUAGGAAAAAUUAUUAUUUCGCUGCUGACAAUGGCCUUAACAAUAAACAAUAAUUACUGACCUGGUGCAGGGAAUUUUCACAAAAUUUUUAAUUGUGCUGAGAUUGGAAAAUUACCAAAGAAGGACAAGCAACAUUUUGCAUCUACAGUAAUGAUAUUUUAUUUCUGCGAAGCUGUCUGAGAGUUACAAAAUAAUUACCUAUUCUCGUGGCAUAUGUGUUCGUCUCUUGCAGCCGUUUAGAGGCAGGGAAGUACUAGGUACUUGCAGAAGUACAAAAUUUUUACAUUCUCCUGUAAAUGGGAACACGUAUGACAUGUAUUUAUAAUUGAAGGGUGGAAUUUUCAUUCCCCAACAGAGCGUUCUUUUCUUAUGCAUCCAGCAGUGCAUAGUGAUUGUUUUUGUAAUAUAUCUGUGGUUUCUAUUUUUUGUAAAUAGCAAGUAUCUAUGCAUUAAAAUUUAUUUACAUUACAACAGAAUGAUUUAAAUGUAGCGGAAGCCUGAUAAAAAUCAUUAUCCAAAAAAACAGGGGGGGUUGUCUGUAAAGUCUGUUUACGGAUGAUAAUUUUACGUGAUAGUGUCAUAAGAAAACAUUGAUGAAAAAUUGCAUACUUUUUAAUUUUUAAAAAUUAUUUACAGUUUUUACAAAUUUAAUUUAAAUAGUUUGUUUAAAUAUAAUGACAAACAAUUAGUUAUAGAAAUAAACUGAAAUCAAAUCAAUGUCAAUAAAUUGUUAAUUUGAAUUGAUGAAAUUGGACAAAUAAAUCAAAUUUUUUAAAUUGCUGCUUUUAAAAAUCCUGCCUUAACCUGUUUGAUAUUAUAGAUUUUCUCACACGGUGGUUGGUCGGUUCUUGCACGCUCGGCUCAGGCGGAAUGUGACAAUGAGUCAUGCUUUUUCGUGCGUGCAGCCAGCGUUCAUCGAUUUAUAUAAGACGUUAUCACGUGAAAACCUGUAAAGAGUGUGAGAAAGUUUAUUCAUCUAAGAACAGGUGAAUACAAGCUUGUGAUUGUAAAAACUGCCCUUGAAGUUAUUAGUGGAAAUGAUCAAAUUAAACUAAUUACGGACAAAAUUCUCUUUAACUUGAUAUGUGUAUGCAUGUAACUGAUGUAUGUUCUCUUGUUAAGUUGCUAAGAAAAAAAAAGAUCUAGAAACAUGACCAAGAGCUAGGAUAUACCGCAUACUAGGUUCUGUGAUCUUCCUCUGUUAUCUAAAUAUAUCACGAGACUGCCCAAUAUACUCAGGCCAAUCUCAGAAUAGGAAUAAACCUGUGAGUGGUGCAAAUGAUCUUUGGCUGUAGUUGUAGCUGUGUCCACUUUCGUGCCCUUGUGUUCAUGACAACGCACAAUCUUAUAAGUUUACAAUUCAUGCUCACAGUGCAUAUCCUAGUGCUUGGAACAAGUAGCAGCCAAUCAAAAUGCUGCUUGUCAGGGCAUAUACCAACUGCAAGUACUCCCUUCUGUAAAAUUCAUCAUGAAGUUGGUUUUAAACUAGGUACUUCUCUGAUACGACCUUCGGAUUUUCAAGUAUGGAUCGUGUAAUAAUUGGAGCAGCACAAAUAUUUCAGACCCCAUUUCUCUAGUUACAAAUGCAAGCAAACUAGGAAGGUGUGUGUGUGUAUAUAUAUAUACAUACACACCUAUAUCCAACAUUCAUUGAACUUUGCUCAAGAAAUAUUUGUUGAAUUCGUGGAUACUCAGUUUAAACAUAUUGUUAGUGUUUAGAACUUGAAUUUGACACCACAAAAGUAAAUGUGUGUGUGUUUUAGGUGUGUGUGUGUAUGUAUGUAAGUUAGCAGAUGUUUUAGGAGAUUUCACACUCGGUCAGUUGUAUUGAGCUAUUUGUAGUGUUGCUAGGCCCUUUUCCUGUGGCUUGUCAGUGCAGCUGUUACUUACAGUAUGAACGCACUAUGUCCAUAUAUUUGGGUUGUGCUCAGACUUACGAGUACAAGUAUGUACAGGAAGUACACUGCAUGUGUGUUUGCUUUCAUGAGAGAGUUUUAGAAUGAAGUGAUGCAAUAUUGACUUGAAAUUCUAACAUAAGUGUGUUAAGUCACUGUGUAAACUUUUUUGAAAGGGCUGGAAUAUUCAGAUUUUUUUUUUAGAGGAGUUUAUUUAAUGUAAUAAAUCACUUGAGAUUGCGUAGCAGAUGCUGAAUUAUUUAAUUUUAUUGUGUGGGAAAUCUCAUUUGGUGGGAACUUAUUUAAUGGGUUUCAUUGUAUUUUAGACAAAAUUAUAUUUUGUAGUAUUUUGUUUGGAUGUAAAGAACUUCAACUUGAUUAUGAUAUUGACAUAUAAGAAUAACGGUCAGUCUGAGAAGUGAAAAAUGAUUGUUAGUUGCUUGUGCAUUCUCUGUGCUAGGCCGUGUACCAUCAUUCUACCAUCUGCUAAUGUGCUCUGCUCUCAUUUGUGUAUAUUGUGUAAAUAUUGUGUAUUUCAAUGUCUAUUAUACAUAUUGUACAUAAGCAUUGUUUCAGAUGUGUGGGAAAUUUUGUGUAUUAGGAAAUACUCUUGUGUCAAGUGUAAGUUGACAGUGACAAUAGGCCUACUUAUUCUUGGAAUUGAAAGUUUACAGAAUAAAAGGAAUUUCAGUAA
Bacillus rossius redtenbacheri is the source of this 11753-nucleotide messenger RNA. It is a transcript of the gene SIDL, whose product is annotated as trafficking protein particle complex subunit 10. NCBI's taxonomy places the organism in Eukaryota, Metazoa, Arthropoda, Insecta, Phasmatodea, Bacillidae. The transcript has 20 exons. Gene Ontology annotation, cellular component: TRAPPII protein complex. Gene Ontology annotation, biological process: intra-Golgi vesicle-mediated transport; early endosome to Golgi transport. The record is from RefSeq and is a predicted model, not a curated record. The coding region runs from base 307 to 3810 and encodes 1167 amino acids.